AUGGGACAGUUUUCAGGAGGAUGCUACCUGAGUUUUGGCAUCCUCGUGCUUCUUCUCUUCGGCUCGCAGUUCCCGGCCACGUUAGCAAGAGGUCCCCGAGGUGAGGCCCUGCAGCAUGGCCAGUCUGGGACACUGCCCCACUUCCUGGAAGAACCUGUCGAUGCUUACAUCGUUAAGAGUAACCCCAUCAAGCUCCGGUGUCAAGCUCGGCCCGCUCUUCAAAUCUUCUUCAAGUGCAACGGCGAAUGGGUCCACCAGAGCCAGCACAUGUCUCAGGAGCACACCGACCUGGGGACAGGGCUGAAGAUCCGCGAGGUGAUGAUCAACGUGUCCCGUCAGCAGGUGGAGGACUUUCACGGCCCGGAGGAUUACUGGUGUCUGUGUGUCGCCUGGAGUCACCUGGGAACCUCCAAGAGCCGCAAGGCAACUGUCCGGAUCGCCUACCUGAGGAAGAACUUUGAGCAGGACCCCCAAGGCACCGAGGUGCCUCUGAAUGGCAUGAUUGUGUUGCACUGUCGUCCCCCAGAGGGAGUGCCUGUGGCUGAGGUUGAAUGGCUCAAAAAUGAAGAACCUCUCAACUCUGAAGGUGCCAUCGAUACAAGAGGCGACCACAAUCUCAUCAUCUCUGAAGCCCGACUGUCUGACUCGGGAAACUACACCUGCGUUGCCAGCAACAUCGUGGCCAAGAGACGCAGCGCCACAGCCACUGUCGUCGUCUAUGUGAAUGGAGGCUGGUCAUCGUGGACAGACUGGUCCCCCUGCAAUGUUCGAUGCGGUCGCGGCGUGCAGAAACGUUCUCGCACUUGCACAAAUCCCGCUCCUCUAAAUGGGGGAGCCUUCUGUGAGGGCAUGUCGGUGCAGAAGAGCACCUGCAACACACUGUGUCCAGUGGAUGGCGGCUGGGGAGAGUGGACCGAGUGGUCAGUGUGCAGUGUAGACUGCGAGAGGCAGCGCAGCAGAGAAUGCACUGCUCCGGAGCCCAAACACGGAGGACGGCUGUGCGACGGGGUGGCGCUGGCAUCCGACAACUGCACCGGCGGCCUCUGCACACAGAAUCGAAAGUUGCUGCAUGACGCUAAGCCACAGGGUGUGGAGAGCAGCAGUGAUGUGGCCUUGUAUUCAGGCCUUGCUGCGGGGGUGGUGACGGUGGUGCUGCUGAUCAUCGCUGUCACUCUCUACCGAAGGAGCCAGAGCGAGUACGGCGUUGAUGUCAUCGACUCGUCUGCCCUCACUGGGGGCUUCCAGUCCUUCAGCUUCAAGACCUCGCGCCAAGCGAACCCUCUGCUUAUUAAUUCAUCCAUGCAACCUGAUCUGACAGUGUCUCGUACCUACACCAGCCCCAUGUGUUUCCAGGACUCCAUUGACAAGGAGCUGAUGGCCGAGCGCUCACUCCUUGACCCGUUGCCUGAUAUCAAGGUCAAAGGGGUGGCAGAGAGGGCAGAGUACCAUGUCAUGUCACACCCUCAGACAUUUCCAAGGGGCCUGGCUCCAGACUACAGAGGGGUCGCAGUCGGGACGACGCUGGGCAGAAGAGGCAAAAACCUCUUCGCUCCUCAAGUCUCUCUGACUCUCAGCAGGCCUCUCCACAAAGCAACUGCAGUGUUUGGUCAUGCUGGAGGCAGGCUGGUGGUGCCUAACACAGGUAUCAGUCUGCUGGUGCCGCAUGGGGGGAUCGCAGAAGACACUACCUGGGAGAUGUACAUGAUCAUCAACCAGGAGGACAGCAGCACUGUGUCCGAGGACGGGCCGGAGAUCUUCUUGAGUCCUGCAGUGACAUAUGGUCCACCAGGCCUUGACCUGUCCUGUCCCAUAGCCAUGACCAUAGCCCAUUGUGCAGAGGUUGCUGCAGAUAAUUGGGCCAUCCGGCUAAAGAGACAAGUUCAGGACAACAAGUGGGAGGAGGUGAUGUCUGUGGAUGAGGAGAGCACAUCUUGCUACUGUCUGCUGGAGACCCAGAGGUGCCACGUGCUGCUGGAGCAUCCGGGUCGCUACGCCCUGGUGGGGGAGCCGCUGAACCAGGAGGCGGCCAAGCGGCUGAGGCUGGCUGUGUUUGGUAGUCCGGAUAACAGCAACUCUCUGGGCUUCACCCUCAGGGUCUACUGUGUGGACGAUACGCCACAUGCAUUUCAGGAGGUGGCGGUGGGCGAGCGCAGCAGGGGCGGGCGGCUGCUUGAGGAGCCUAAAAUGAUGCUGUUCCGGGGAAACACUUUCAGCCUCCAGGUGUCCAUCCAGGACGUCCCACAGUUACUCUGGAGCAUCAAGCCUUUUACCACCUGCCAGGAGUUCUCCUUUUCUCAGGUGUGGGCCAGUAACCAGCGUCCCCUGCAGUGUGCCUUCUCUCUGGAGCGAUACAGCCACUCCUCGUCUCAGCUCUCCUGCAAGAUCGGCAUCCGACAGGUCAAAGGCGAGGAGCAGAUACUCCAAGUCUAUACAUCGGUGGUGGAGAAUGAAAAGGGAGUGGUUCCCUUUUUCACUCAGUCAGACUGUACCAUCACCUCUCAGACAGGGUCAAGGGCCUUUAAAAUCCCCCUGUCCAUCCGUCAGCGGAUCAGCGCCACCUUUGACACCGCUAACGCCAAGGGGAAGGACUGGCAGCUCUUGGCUCAAAAGCUCCAUAUAGACAGAAACCUGUGCUACUUUGCAUGUCAGGAGAGCCCAUCAUCAGUGAUUCUGAGUCUGUGGGAAGCCCAGCACCAGGACUCGGGGGACCUGGACUCUCUGGCCAGUGCCCUUGAGGAAAUCGGCAAGGUCCAGUCCCCCAGGACCGCCGCUCUGGACUGCAGCAGAGAAGAACGGGACUCAGAAUUCACUAAUCUUGGGUAGGGCAAGUUCUAUAGCAGAACAAAAACAACGAUCAACCUUUACUGCAUGAACACUGACGAUCAGGUGUACUAGCUAACCUACGGCGAGGUGGAGGAGACGCAGAGAGGACAGCAGGGAAACUCAGUUUGGGACUUUUAUUAAAGGAACACCUCUGCUAAACCAAAUACCACAUACAGGCAGUUGAGGAACAACAGAAAUGAGUGGGGAAGUAUAUGUGUUAUUAAGAGGCACCCAACAAAAGAUUUUAGAAAGGGAAAUAAGCAUCCCACACCCAACAUUGAUUGAGAAAUGUCUACUCCUGACAGGUCAGAUAACCUGUAUUCACGGAUUAUGGAUAUCUGUGUGAGGAGGACUCUCCGUGUAGGAUGGAGUGUGUUUUUAGACGGACUGUCAAUCAAACUGGUGUUGUGACCUUCCCUGGAUCGGAUGUGCUGGCACUUGCCCUCAAACAGUCCUCUGCGGCUGUCAAAAUGUUUAGUGUAAUGUCAUUUUGUUGUCAUUCAUUUUCUCCCCCAGAACUCCAAAUGCGUUUUUUUUUUUUAUGUGAGAGCUGGAAUUAGAGGAGAAAACAGAAAGUAAGGGUGUUAAUUUUGUCAGAACUUUGGUCAGAGAUUCACAAUUUUUAAAAGGAUGAUCUGAUGAUGUCCACAUGUUAAAAAAACAACAUUGUAAGGCUGUAUAGGGAUGACUUUAUAAACUGUGCUGAAUUGGCUUUGAUCAUAUGGAUAACAUUCAUUUUUAAGAAAACACCCACAUGUAAAACAUUACCAACCCCACAUGCAGAACAUAUUGUCAAAGCAAAAGCUGCAGAAGAGGAUGAAUUAUCCCAAUGUGCAAUGCAAUGAAUGGAAAAUGAAUGUCUCUCUGUGUGAUAAGUAACUUCAUACCAGACAGACAAUGGGAACAUCACAUUUACUGCAAAUUGUUGCCGCUGGUUAAGUGGUGUGUACUUUUAAGACCCUCUGGGACUUCGUUUUUCUUUAUUCCUGAAUAUGUUUUUGUGGCUUGCUUGAGCUGCUUUUGUUUUUGGAUCGCCUGCAUCAUACCUGGUUAUCAGUAUCCGGAGAUACUUUGCCAACUCUCGCUCCUCUGUCUUCGUUGCACCUGCCUUCCUAAACACGAUAAAAUCACUUUGUGUUGAACUCUGUGUCGGCUCUCUAUUUUCAUCCGCAAAGGCCUGACAAUCCACACACUGUACGGUGGAGAAAUUGGCCACAACAAAUCUUCAAAAACUGUAUACAGUAACAAGAUUAAAUAUUUAAAUACAUGUUUUUGGAAGAGCUGUAUGAUCAUAGACUAGACCUUGCUGUCUUUCCUUCUUAAAAGUACUUAAAGGCACAUUUCGGCAUUUUAGGUUAUAAGCUAUUCACUUUGUUGGCGAGAUUUAGAUGAGCCGAUUCUCUACAGUGAAAGUGAAGCUACAGUUAGAAGUUAGAUUAGCAUUAAGACUGGAAGCAGGGAGAAACAGCUAGUCUGGUUCUGUCCAAAGGUAACAAAAUCCAACUACCAGCACCUCUGAAGCUCACUUAAGCUAUUAUCUUAUUAACUCCAGACAAAAGUCGUGUUUCCAUCAACAAAUUUCUGCAUGAUAAAAGCUUGAUUAAAACACUAAAUAUUUCAUAGAACUUUUGAAAAUGCGCAUAGUAAAAUACAAGUUUUUUAGGCUCGCUUGAGGUGGUUUGUCUUUUUUGUUAAAUAGUUAGUGCUCUUAACAGGAGAUGGAAACGCUUUUUUCUGAAUAAAUCUGGCUGUUUCUGCACUGAAAUGGAAGAGUAAUUAUUAGUUGCCCAAAUGUAUCCAACUCCUGAAGACUUCUUUCCAUCUUUUUCCGUCUUUCCAUUUUCUCUUGUGUGUGGUCAAACCUCUUUUUGUUAGUUUUUCUCUCCUGUGCAAUCUUUAAUCUUCUACUUUUUACUGACGGAUUAGCCGACAGCAAUACAUUACACCUCCAACUUCUGAACAAAGUAUGUUUAUGCAGAUUUGGUUAUUCCAUCUGAACCAAUUGAUGGAAACAUCCGUAAUUAGAAUUUUCUUAAUGCAACAUUCCCAAAUUUCGCUUCGACUUCAAUGAAAACAUGACUAAUGUCUGGAUAAUCCGGUCAGGACAUUGUCGACAACAUGUGAUUGUCCAUGUCAGAUGCUUUA
Centropristis striata (black sea bass) is the source of this 4968-nucleotide messenger RNA. RefSeq names its product unc-5 netrin receptor Da (gene unc5da). Gene Ontology annotation, molecular function: protein binding; netrin receptor activity. The record is from RefSeq and is a predicted model, not a curated record. The transcript has 18 exons. Bases 1 to 2823 code for a protein of 940 amino acids. Gene Ontology annotation, cellular component: membrane. Gene Ontology annotation, biological process: netrin-activated signaling pathway. Lineage: Eukaryota; Metazoa; Chordata; Actinopteri; Perciformes; Serranidae.